Molecule: messenger RNA, 6092 nt
Organism: Pleuronectes platessa (European plaice)
Lineage: Eukaryota; Metazoa; Chordata; Actinopteri; Pleuronectiformes; Pleuronectidae
Gene: tasorb
Product: transcription activation suppressor b
Exons: 22
Coding region: 1-5559 (1852 amino acids)
Biological process (GO): negative regulation of gene expression, epigenetic; protein localization to heterochromatin
Cellular component (GO): heterochromatin; nucleoplasm
Molecular function (GO): chromatin binding
Source: RefSeq, a predicted model, not a curated record
AUGGCCCUGAACCCCAGCGCGGCGGGGAGGAGGGACCCGGACCGCGCCGGGGCCGCCGGGCGCCACCCGGACGGCGGCGAGCCCCAGAAGAAUUCAGCCGCCACCUCGGCCCCGGCCAACCAAAAUGGCGUACAGGCUGGAUGUGGAGACGUUGUAAUGCCCGAGCAAGAAGCCCCUGAGCGGCGGAGGAACGCGCCGACGGACGCCCGGAGCUUCAGCGGCUCUCCCUCGACGGGCCCGCGACCGAGCGAGGAGCUGCCACGGAGGAAUUUCCAGAUCCCGAGGAAGGCGAGAGAACGGAAAGGCCUGUACAACUUUCUGCGGCCGGACAGUCGGGAGUUCGAGGACCUCGUGAAGAUUCUAUCCUCGUUUUACUUGGACUCAUCGUCACGAUCAACCUUCUCCUACUCCAAGGCCAGGAUGGUCUACAAUGAACUGCUGGAGAAGGAGUUCAUCGAGAAGCGGCGAGAGAUGAAGCAGGAGGGGCGGACAGAACAAGAAUUGACCGAGUCGUACUGCUUCCUGUUUCCAGACAAGGCAAAGCUCCAUUGGAUCUGCGAGAAGGGUCUGGCUGUUGGACACUCCAAGAUUACUACACUUGGAAAUCCGUCAAUGGGUGUUUAUCUCUCCAAAUAUUCCGAUUUAUUACAAAUCAACCCUUUUGAAGUGGGCUCAUCUGGAGACAUGGUCCUUUUUAAAGUCAUGAGGGGCCGAAUAAAGCACAACCAUGAGAACAUGCCGAAGAAUGCAAUGGAGCCCACACCCAAGUUUGACUGUAACUUGUCGAAAAGUGCCAACAGGGUAACAUCUCUGCUGUCCUACAGGGCCUUUGAGCUCACGCAGCAAUAUUUUUAUGAGUUUGCAUUUGAUGAGAUCAAGGCUCGACCCAGGCACGUGUGCCCCUAUGCUGUGGUUUCCUUUAAGUACAUAGGCAAAGAGGCUGCUGCGACUCCUAUGACUGCACACAGGUUUAACACGAUUUCCCCUGAAGGAAGUAAAGGGAAGAACUGCUACACCGUGUGGAGCGGCCCACUACUGAACAAGGGUCGGGAGUUAUUCCCAAUCUGUUUACGAUCGUCUUCGCGGCCCUACCUUCCUUUCAAACUGCCUGAGAAGCUGGAGAUGAAUCGGGGCAUGCAGCUUGAGCAGGUGAAGCGAAAGAUUCCCUCUGUGCUCUUUUCUUGGGAUACCUACAGAGCAUCACGGGAAGUAAUGAAGUGUGGGAUGGCCUGCAGCCUGUUUGAGGUGGUAGAUGGAAAAGGCAAACCGACCAGCGGCACCCUGGCAGCGCUGGUCAACAAACUGGAGCGUGACAGGAUGGUGCUGGUGAUGUCCUUGUUUGACCGGGGCUUCCUCUUCCUGCUCUCUUCAACUCAGAUGGUUGAGUCCAAAGAGCGGUGGGGGCGGACUGAGAAAAACCUUCAAGCAUUAUUCAUCUUUCAGGAGUCGAGGACGGUUGUUAAACAUUCAUCCAGACUGUUUGAGCAGGAGCGGCUUACGCAGGAUCCUCUGCCAGCCAACCUGUCCUCCGUGGAGCCCUUCAUCCCCGCUGUGCACUACUCGCUGUUCAAGCUGCGGCCGAACCCGGGCAAGGACAUCAGCUCCGGGGUGGAGCGGCAGGCCACCGAUUACCUAACGCGCAUUGAUUCAGGUACGGUGCGGACGUUCGUCCUGCCCGACUACAAAUAUAACGUGGACGACCGAACCAUCCCGCUUCCGGUGCCCAGACCCAAAUUCAACAUGGAUGCCGUGCUUCGCUCCUAUGUGCACAACCCUGCCAACUUUAUGUUACCCCUGAACAAGGCAAAGGACAUCAUGGAAAGAAUACGAAACCCUGUACCCGUACCCGUACCCGUCCCUGUCCCUGUCCCUGUACCUGUACCUGUAUCCAUACCCGCACCCACACCCACACCCACACCCGUUCUAGCCCCAGUGGAAUACAGCCCCGUGUCUGACUGGGGCGGCUCUGACAGGGGCUCGGACAGGGCAGAGAGACCCCCGGAGAGGCCAGCCCAGGAGAAACCACCACCACCACCAGACAGCAGCAGCAGCAGCAGACGGCGGCCUGGGUUGGCCAAUUCGAACGGAGCCCAGUCACAGCACAAGCCCCACGUUGACUCUCAGCCUCAGCCCCAGAGGUUACGGUUGUCCCAGAGUGAGUACGACAAACACAAGAUGAAGCAGCUGCUCAAGCUCAUUCAGCUUCAUAAGAAAGCACUAAUAAAGGAUCCUGAGAAGGAGAGGGAACAGGACGGGGCCUGGGACGCCAACAGUUUGAAGAGGAAGUUUGAGGGAGAUGAGAGUGGAGGCAUAAACAAACACCAACGAACAGAUCCGCUGAGCAACGGGGAGCCCAGUCAAGGCAUCCAAGCCGGUGAGUUGGGAGAUGACGGUGGACACGGGGACAAUCUGACGGCUGUAAUGGAAAGCAUGGGCCUCUAUGACACUGACCUGAGGGCCCAUGGCAACACCAACACCUCAGCGGUCAACGAGACCCAGCGCCUCCUCAAGAUCCUGCUGGCCACUCUCAACAAAGCCGUGGCUCAGGGUUCGAUGCCGGUGCAGGUCAACCACGGUGAGCCGUCGACAGGGUCGGGCAGCGGGGAGCCUUCUAUCCCUGACCCAGAUUUUAGGAAACAACUUGAGCCAGCAUUGCUAACAAACUACACAGAGGAGGACAUGGACUGUAGCCCUGGUAGUCCAUUCAGUGCGGGCUCCCUGCCAGAGCAAGCACACACCUCAGAUAACCCGACCUGGGUUCUCCCCGUUAAUGAAGGUACCUCGAAGCAGCCAGUUAACACAGACCUCUCCCCCUUAGCUGGGCAGAAGCCUGUGCCUGAGCCAGCGGCUGUGAGAGCGACAGACAUUCAGCCAGAGCUGAAGACGCCUGCAGUUGUGGAAGUAAAAAAGGCGGCUGCAGGGACCACGUUACCAGUUGUAGAGGAGAUUUCCUUCAGGCCCUCCAUCAGCCUGGACACCAUCCUCAACCAGGAAAUUCAUAGUCUCACUUCUGCCAUUAAGAACAUUAUGCAGACGAACCACAUCUGCUAUACCUCGCAGCUACCACCACGGUUGGUUCCACGUGGCUGCUUGUCGCCCAACAGCUGCUUCUCAGACUUUAUCGUGCCCUUCGUCUCCCCUGUCCCCACUCAGGGACACGUCAAAGCACUAUGUGAGAUGAUGGACAAGUUGAUCCCAGCCCCACCUGCUCCCUCGAAGGUCACUUCUCCACCUCCCCCAGUGACAACGUCUAAUCUUACAACACCACCCCCUGCCCCAAUCCAGACUCCCAAAACUAAAGCAGAGCCCCCCCUUUCAAAGAGCACCUCCUCCUCCCUCAGUGAUAAAAUUGGCUCUAUCAAAGAACCUGCAUCCACAAAGGCUAAAUCAGAAGUUGCAUCAACAGAGUUGGCGGGAGAAGUCUUUUCUCCCUCUCUAAUCACGACAGACUCUCCAGAUUCCAACUCUCAAAACCCAAGCCUGCUUGCUGGCAGCCUCAUUGGUCAGCUGAAGCCCGAGGUUUUCAGCAGUCUGGUGGAGAUCUUUAAGGACGUCACGAAGAAUUCGGUGAAAUUCUACAUCCACUCUGAGGAGGAGGGGGAGGAGAGCACUGUGUGCAAGGAAAUAAAGGAGUACUUGAAAAGUCUCGGCAACAGCGAGUGCAGCCCGCAAACAUUUCUGGAAAACAGCUGCAGUUUAGACAAGCUCCUCAUCAUCAUUCAGAACGAGGACAUCGCUGCGCAUGUGCACAAGAUCCCGGCUCUGGUGUCUUUGAAGAAGUUGCCUUCAGUGAGUUUCGCUGGAGUGGACACUCUGGAUGAUGUCAAGAAUCACACUUACAAUGAGCUCUUCGUGUCUGGAGGCUUCAUGGUGUCCGACGAGUUUGUCCUAAACCCCGACCUCAUCACGCAGGAUCGUUUGCAUGGUCUGCUGAAGUUCUUGGAAGAGCAGAGCUCCCCUGAACACCCCUGGCAGUGGAAGGUGCACUGCAAGUCCCAGAAGAAGCUAAAAGAGCUGGGGAGGUUAAACACCAACGCCAUGGGGCUUCUGAACCUCCUGACAGCUUAUCAGAAGAAGCACCUCGUGGAGUUCCUCCCUUAUCACGAGUGUGACACUCAGUCCCGUCAGGCUCCUGAUCUUGAAUGUCUGAUCAAACUCCAAGCGCAGCACACACAGCAACGGCACCUUAUCUUCCUCACAGAGAGGCCAUUUGAGAUGUUCCUACAGUUCUCACGAAAUGGAAUGGUGAUUGCCAGCAUUGAUGAUGUAAUGAGCGGUUUCCACAGUCUGAUUGGCUCCAUCAAUCACAAUGAGCUUCCGACGCCGCCCUCUACUGUAGUGAACGAUGAGUGUGUGGAGGAGGACAUGUCAUUAGACUCUGAUGAUGGUGAGGAGCCACCCACUAUAGACGAUUCUGCAGAGCAGAACCAGGAAGGAGAGAAGAAACUGCAGCCGCCCCCACCAAAUAUGGAGGAGUUUCGUCCUCCCCUCCCAGACCAGCAGGUCACGCCUGAGAGAACUCCGACGUUGUCUGAGUACAGCGCUCUCAAAACGGCUAUCUCUCAGUUCAAAGCCACCAACCAGAUGGGUACAGGCCCUUCAGACAUUGGCAGCUUGUCACCAGGAGGUUAUCCUGUGAAUCCCCACCAGAGCUUCCUGUGUCCCUCAGCCUCGUGGUCCUCCUACACUGGCUCUUCAAGCUACGCGGCCUCCCCAGCCUAUCCAGCCUCACCCUGCAGCAGCACCCAGGAACAGGAGUAUCGCACGCCAGCCACAGCUCCUGCCACUGUCCCAACUCCCCCUCUCAUGGCCACAGCAGGACCUCUUGCCAACCUGGCAUCCCUCCCCAUGGAGGUCAAACCUCCCCCUCCACCUCACCUCAUGAUGCUUGGUCACACGUACGGCUCGGAUACUGGCGGGGCUACUGGGAACUCUCCACACACCACCUCCAUCCCUUACACAGAACAUAGUGACACAACGCAGCCUGUUUACAUUGCUGGCAUUCCUCAGAAUGCUAGUGGGACUCCCUCACAACAUGACAGGACAGUCAGUGGACCUGGGGAGGGAGUGUGGGGCACUGCACGGACUAGCACUUGCGAGAGUGGCAGUUCCCAGGGUGUGGUCACAUCGAGACUGUUGGACCCCAGUGGGCUCCCUAAGAGCGGGGAUGGAGGCAGCACCCCUGGUAGUCAGGGGAACAGGACUAACAUGAAUUGCACUGCCAACCUUGGAUCGUCUGUGGGCAUUCCCACAGUCGCCACCAGGGGGGGGUCAGUAGUCAGACCUACGCUGCCUCCACAUCCAAUGUGUGCGGUUGGCUACGGGAGUAUAGGUGGCAACCCGGGACAGAUGGACCAUGGGCCUAUGCGGGGUGCAAUGGGUCCUGGCUCUUUAGGGAGCUAUCGAGGGAGAGGAAUCCCACCAGGAUUUUGGACUCGUCCUGGACGAGGACACGAUCGGGGGGGUGGUCCCUGCACUUGGGGUUACCCAGCAGGGAGGGGUGGGACACAGAAUUACUACUCGGACUACACAUACUCUCACAACUAUGCCCCUGAAUAGACAAUCAACAUGACCAGAGGGGCAACACAAACACCAUACUCCAGAGACUUAUAGAGCUGGCUGAAUGUACAUAUUUCCUUGUCAUAAACACGAUGAUUUAAAUCCGUAAAUAAGGCUCCUGGUUUUCUACAUCUAAUAAAAAUUGAUACAGGCAGUGCCGAGUGUCCUACUGUCGUGUAAACUGUACGUACACUCUUUCCUUGUGAGCUAUUUGAGACCCUGUUCAGACCACUAUAUUUAUAUUUGCCAACAAAUGUUUAUGGCCUUCCAACUUCUGAAUUUAUCAUAUUUUUUUUUCCUUCUGUUUGUCCCAGUUUUGAAGCGGUUUGUGAACACGGGGGAAAGGCUGAUAUUUUUUUAAGGAAAAAAAAAAACCUGGUGAAUUAAAUUUCACUCUUGCUGUUGGUUUUCUUUUUUUUUUAUUUGACAUAUUUGGUUGUCCAAAAAUCUAUUAAAUUAAAGCAUUUCAAAUCUCGUUUGUGUGACAGGUUUGAUGACAGUGUCAAGCAAACCUAUUAAAAAUAUAAAUCGCA